Molecule: messenger RNA, 6830 nt
Organism: Phyllostomus discolor (pale spear-nosed bat)
Lineage: Eukaryota; Metazoa; Chordata; Mammalia; Chiroptera; Phyllostomidae
Gene: FASTKD1
Product: FAST kinase domains 1
Exons: 15
Coding region: 516-3014 (832 amino acids)
Biological process (GO): regulation of mitochondrial mRNA stability; mitochondrial RNA processing
Cellular component (GO): mitochondrial matrix; ribonucleoprotein granule
Molecular function (GO): RNA binding
Source: RefSeq, a predicted model, not a curated record
UUACUGUAUAAAAUAAAAAAACGCCAGUAUUCCAUGACUGAUGCAAAGCCUCAGUAGAGAAACACAGACUUAAAAGACCUAUAACUUGAACAAUUUUAAGACGCUUUGCCCCAGUGGCUUUCUCAAUGAGGAACUACAAUGCCCAGAAUUCUUCCAGAUGCGUAAGCAACGUCUAUUACCCCUACUCUUCGCGACGUCCACUGGGGCUUGUAGUGCGUGAGUGUGCUGGGCACGCUGCCCUAGCCCGGCAUUUUUUCCGGUUUGCUGAGGAUCAGCGCCACGGGAAAGGUGAUGACUCUCGAGUGAAGGCUAAAAACUGUGAUACGAGUAAGGGAAAUUGUAUACUGGAAUGGAAUUUGGAGCCAUCAUAAUGGAAGCAAAAAAUAUGAAGGAAAAACAGUUAUUUUUAUAUCGGCAUAUUGGACCUUGCUACUAGUUGCAAAUGGCUUUAUUUACCCAAGAAAAUUUGUGAUAUAAAUGAAGAUACCUUGUUCCUAGACUUGGUGUUUAUAAAUAUGCUUCGUCUAAAAGCUAUUUGUCCAUUCUCCUGGAGAGUGUUUCAUUUUCGACCCUUCAGUUGUGAACCAUUAAUUAGCCAGAUGGAGAAAUGUAAAGAUGAAGAGCAAGUUUUUGAUCUUAUUGAAAAAAACAAAGCCAUACUUUCAGAAGAGCAAGUGGGAUGUGCAUUUAAUACACUUUGGCAGUUUCAAAAGCAGAAGACCAGCUCGUUAAAAAAUAUUGAAUGUAUCCGAGACCAUCCCCAAUUUCUUACUCUUUACAAUUUAACUGUAAAUAAAAUGGAAUUUAUGAAUGAUGAUAAUCUGGUGAAUGUGUUGUACCUCACAAGACAGUUUGCUGUUGAGGCCCACGACCCACUAGUUGAAGCACUAGUGACUGAGGCUUGGAGAAGACUGGAAAGGUUUGAUAUUCAGGUGCUGUCAAAAUUUUCCUCUUGCCUAGUAGAUCAACAUUUAUAUUUUAGUCCGUUAAUGGGGAAAAUAGCUGAUAUUGUACAUCGGAACUUGGAAACCAUACAGGACUUAAGGUCCUUGUCUGUUUUGAUGGUCAGCAUAUCUUCUUUAACAUCACAACAUUUUCAAGAACAAUUAGUGAACAAAACAGAAUGUCUUUUUGACACCAUAGAUUCUUCCCAGGUCAACAUUGCAAGAAGAAUAGUACAAUUUCUUCGAAAUAUUAAAUACAGUUAUUACCCAUUAUUAGAAAGGUGUAAUAAGAUGUUUUUAAGCAACAUGAACAACCUUGAUUUAGAGUCAAUCAGUAAAAUACUUAGUCUAUACCACUCUCUACAGUUUCAUAGUUUUGAAUUUGUGUUAAUGGCCAAAAAGAGCCUAACCGAAAUGAUUCCUCUAUUUGAUCACCCUGCUAGCUUUGUGAAAUUGUUUGUAGCAUUGGGACCCAUGGCAGGACCUGAAGAAAAGACACAACUUGAAUCAACUAUACUACUGAUGUCAGAGGAGCUGACCGGCCAGCAAGCCCUGGCAGUGAUGGGAGCAAUGGAAGAGAUGGAAACCAGAGAUUCACGUCUGAUCAAAAAAAUUGCUUCAAUUCUGCAUAAGAAUUUGGAUAAUUAUAAACCAAUAGAGUUAUUGAAGAUAAGUCAAGCAUUGACUUGUCUACAUUUCCAAAGUAAAGAGCUCUUUGUGAGACUUAGAGAAUUACUGCUUAGUUACUUGAAAAUUAGUGUCAAACCUAGUGAGAUCUCCGUCCUGGUCUCUGCUAUUUCUAUGCUUCCAUCUCCUCGCCUAGAUGAAGCGGGGAUAUCUCGAAUUGAAGCAGUUUUACCACAGUGUGACCUAAAUGACCUGAAUAGUUUUGCCACAUCUGUUUUGAGAUGGAUUCAGUGUGGUCACAUGUAUCUGGAUAAUACUACUGGAAAACAGCUGAAACUACUUCAAAAAUUAGAUCACUACAGUCAUCAGAGACUACAAAAAUACAACAAUCUGAAUCUGUUAUGGGAAGAACUUAGAUCUUUGAAAGGAGACUGGUUUGCUGAGUCACUUCUUGAAGAUACAAUUGCUACUUUACAGUGUUUGAUGGAUCAAAUUAAUUACAUAAAUGUUGCAGGAAUUGCAUCCUUUAUCUCUAGAAGUAACUACCUCAAUACUUUGCUGCUUGAUAAGAUAGCCUCAGUGGCCCUUCAGCAGAUUGAAAAGAUCCAUCCUUUUUCGAUCUUUUCUAUUAUUCUGCCUUUCAGCAUCUUGAACUAUGAUCCACCUCAAAGGGAUGAAUUUUUUGGAACUUGCAUUCAACACCUUAACCCUUACUUAAGUAUAUUGGAUCCUCUCAUGUUAGUGUUCCUUGGUUUCUAUUUGGCCAUACAUGAAUAUUUUCCAGAAAAUCUCAUAAAGACAAUUUUUAACAUCAAAUUCUUAGGCAGAUUGGAUUCUCAACUUGAACUUUUAUGUUCAUCGCUAAGUACAAGGGUCCAGGUUCGUCUUAUGGAAUUAAAUAGAGCAGUCUGCUUGGAGUGCCCUGAGUAUCAGAUUCCGUGGUUUCAUGACCGCUUCUGUCAACAGCAUUAUAACAAAGAUACUGGCAGCCUGAAUGGAGCACAGCAGCAGAUUUAUAAAAUGUUAGCAGAGGUACUAGGAGGAAUGAAUUGUGUAAAAGCCUCGGUUCUUACACCUUAUUACCAUACAAUAGAUUUUGAGUGUAUCUUGGAUAAAAGGAAAAAACCUCUUCCUUAUGGAAGUCAUAAUACAACUUUGGGAAAAAUGCCAGAAAUGCACUGGGAACCAAAUACCCCAAGAGUUGGAUCAAGGCUGCCACCAGGAACUGAAAGAAUUGCUUUGGAAUUUUUGGAUUUAAGAGCUUUUUGUAAAAAUGUCCCUCAUUUAAAAGGAAAAUCUGCAAUGAAAAAACGACAUUUGGAAAUUUUGGGCUAUCGUGUAAUUCAGAUCCCUCAUUUUGAAUGGAACUCUAUGGUGCUGUCAACAAAGGGUGCUCGGAUGGACUACCUGAGAGAAUGUAUAUUUGGAGAUGGCAAAUCAUGACUGUAAUUUUUAUUUAAACAGUUAUCAUGGUGUGUCACAUAUGAUCUUAUUUUAAUUAAAUCUCCUGACUCAGUUAAAUACUAAUAUAGAAUUGACUGGUUUCAAGGUCAGUCAAAUCCCUAUUAAAAUAAAUACAUAUUUUACAGUAGAAUAUCGUCUCUACUGUCGUGCUGGAAAACUGUUUAAAAUUCUUAAUAUAAAAGACACGUAGCUUUUAAGAAACUUUAAUAGUUUACAAUUCAUCUUUGAGUACAUACUGUGUGCCAGGAGAAUACCUCAGUGAAUGUACCAUAUCUACCAGGGGUGGAGUCAGACAAAAUACAUGAUACUAAGGGUUAUAGAAAAUAAUACAGAGGAGGGUACAGGAAUAUUGUGGGGGGUGUAAUUUUAAAUAGGGUGAUCUGGGAAAGACAAGGUUAUCAUUUGAUGAAGACUUAAGGAGGUGAGACUAUUUGGGGGUAGAGUACUCUAAGCAGAGGGAUGAGUAAGUGCAAAGAUCCUGAGGUACGAAUGUGCCUGGCAUGUUUGAAAAUAACAAGUAAUCUAUUGUGUCUAGAACAGAACAAGUGGGUUGGAAGCAUAUUAGGAGACAAGUCACACUUAAAUGCUCUCAUGGCUACUCUGAGACAAGAGGCCAUUGGAGAAUUUCUAACAAAGGAGUAAAGAACUCACAUUUUAACUGGAUCACUGUGACUAUUUUGUUGAGAUGAGAAAAGACUGCAGUGGGGCAAGUGUAUAAGCGGGGAAACCCAUGAAAAGGUUAUUGCAAUAAUCCAGACAGGAAAUGGGUGGUGGCUUGUACAGAGUGCUGGCAGUGGAGGUAAUGAGAAGUGGUCGUAGUUUUAAAUGUAUUGUGGAGGCAAAGGCAACAGAAUUUGCUCAGUGAUUGGCUAUGAGGUAUGAAAAAAAAGCGGGGGUUAAGGAUAGUUCUACAUGUUUGUCCUGAGCAACCAAAAAGAUGACAUUGCCAUCGACAGAGAUGGGGAGGUCCACGAGGAGAGGAAGUGGAAGUGUUGGUUGUGGUGGUGAGGAUUACAAGUUUGGUUUUAGACAUGUGGAGUUUGUGGUGCUUUUUAAAUAUCUAAGUGGAGAUGUCAAAUAGGCACUUUAAUAAAUGAGUUUGGAGGUGAGAGGAGAGGUCCAGACUCAAGAAUUUGAAAGUUGUCAGUAGUAUUUAAUGUGAUGAGACUAGAAGAAAUCACUAAAAAGCAGUUAGAGGAAAGAGUGAAUGAGGGACAGGUCUGAGGACUGAGCUCCGGGGGCUGUGACACGAAGAGGUCGAGGAGAAGCAAAGGAGACUGGAUAGGAUGGCCAGUGAGGCAGGAGAAAAAGUCAUAGGUAGUAAUACUUCCUAGAAGCCAAGUAGAGAAAGCAUUUCAAGAAGGAGGAAGUGAGCAAUUCUAUGAGAUGCUGCUGAAAGGUCAGGUAAGAUGAGGACUGAGAAAUAUCCAUUAAAUUCAGCAAUAUGACAAAAUCACUGAUAACUGAAAAGAGUCAUUUUGAUGAAGUGGUGAGUUUGAAAGCCUGAUUGGUUCAAGAGAAAGGAGGAGGAGAUAAGAUUUUCUUAUAAAUGGAAGCAAAGAAAUGAAGAUAGGUGAGGGGAAGUGCACCAUUCUAGACGUGGUCUGAUCCUUCAAAUACUGAGGAGGGAAAGUACGAUUUUCUCUUUGUCUUACAACACAUUGAUUCAAUAAAAUAGUUACUAAGGGCCUACUAUGUGAAUAAUUCCCAACUCUUCCAAGACUGGUAUAUACGUGCUCAGCUGAAAGGCACCUGGUGGGGGUGCAGGUAAUUGGCCAUCUGAAGUGUGUUGUCCUCUUGACCCUCUAAAUUCAUUCUGUCUCAAAAUAAGUUGGUAGCUAAAGGGCCUUGCCUCUUAACUGUAGCUUUACAAUGUGUGUUCUGCAUGAAAAUCGCCACACUCAUAUUUAGUUUAGGUUUAAAGUGCUUGUUUAAAAUAUCCAAUUAUUUUGCAUGAUUUAAGCCCCAAUUCUGAAUGAUUUUGCAAAAUGUGAACUUCUCAUAAUCUUUUGUGGAAAAUAGAAUCAGAACAGUAAGUAAAUGAAAGAUAUCUCUCCUUACUCUCCCUAAUUCUGAAUUUCCUCAUGAUAUUCAUUUCCAUUACCUGAUAUGCUAAAUGCCGUUAUCCAUUUUAUGAAUGUGUCCUAUUUCCCAAGCAAAUGAUUACUGGAACUAAACCUCUGAACAGGUUAAAAUAUUUUAUUAUGUACCUUUUGGAAUAAAAUGAUUAGACUGGUGAGGGUUAUAAAUUAGAUUGAGGGGAGUUAUAAAUUGGAUGUAAAUAAAACCCCAGAUGUUGUAUAUUUUAGAUACAUAGAAGUCUUGAUUAAAUGACCCUGAUACACUUCCCAGUUACUGUUAUACACAAUCUGAAUUUUCAUGUACCACAUCGCUUCCCCGCCCUUGUCUAGGCUGCCUGAUUCAGAUGGUGUGUGUGUGUGUGCGUGUGUGUAUAUAUUUGUAUUUAUUUAUAUUUUUGAUGGCUUUUCUGUCUAAAUAACUGGAAUUGUUAUAAACAAAAGCAUUUUUUUCAUUAAGGUGUAAUGCGCAUACCAUAAAAUUCGCUGUUUUGAAGUCCCCAAUUCAGUGAUUUUUAGUACACUCACAAGGUUGUGCCACCAGCAGCACCGUUACCUAGUUCCAGAACAUUCUCACCAUCCCAGAGCAUUAUCUUGACAGCUGAAUCUCAUGCCUGCGUCACUCAGCCUUCUCUCCCCUGUCAUAGAAUCCUCCCCGUCAGUCCCAAGUCAGGUUUCUCAGAAAACGGCGUGUGUCAGGGGAGACGUGAAACAAUUCUGAAAGCACGUGAGGCCCAUAAGCUAUGAUGAGUUGAUGACUGGGGUUGAAUGUGAUGGUUGUGGACAGACCUGUGAGCCAACUUGCUAUGGAUAGGAUGGGGCGAAAGUAGGUUUACAGUUGUAUGUGAAAUAGUUUAUUAUUGUAUUAGUAUUUAUUAAUUACUGUAUUAUUUUCCAUGAAACCAACCGUAAACCUACUUCUGCCCUACCCUGUUGUAUACACUAAGAACAAACUGCUUGAAUGUAAGGGUGUUAUGUACCAGAAAGUGGAAUAAUACAGUCACCUUUCUUUCAAAAAUUUGCAAAUAGUUCUUUCUUGGAAAGUAUAGAUAAACCAGUGAAUACACACCAUCCUCCGUGCCACCCACUACUUCACCCACUACUUCACUUCUGCCUCUGCAGUUUCAGGCUGUAGUUAAUGGCUUGAAAACUGAUUGGCUGCUUUUAAGUUAAAAAAAAAAAGCAUUUGAUUUAAAUCACAAACAGUAUACCAAUGUCAGAAAAAGAAUGGAGAAAAAAAGACCACUUGAAUUUGACUGCUUUUUCUUAGAGAGUUUUCCCCUUCAAAUGAGACCCAUUAAUUAUACUCCUUAAAUAGCAUUUCUAAAGUCUUAUGACAUGUAAUCUUUAAUACGAUACACAGAAUUUUUGUCAUUUUGAGGCAUGAGCAAAGGCUUUUGAUGUUUUAAACAUUUUAAAAAAUGUAGAUGAACAUAUUUCAUUCUUUAAUUCAUUUAUAAUAGAAAAUGUGUCAAGUUACCCUACCAAUGCAAAUGAAAGGAUUCACAACUCAAAUUUAGGAAUCUGCUUUACAAUUAAUUGAGAGAUCUCAAAACAUAUUAUCUGUUCAAGUUAAUAUUUAAUUUCUCAUUAGAAAAUCGUUUUAAGCUCUGAUCAUUACAUUGAAGAUUCAGGGACUUUGAGGUUUUGAUACCCACUGCUAACCUCUUGGACAGUAACUUAUUAAAUAAUUUCUACAUGAAUCUCGAUAGGCUUU